Macrosiphum euphorbiae (potato aphid) is the source of this 1065-nucleotide messenger RNA. The record is from the annotation of a GenBank genome assembly. NCBI's taxonomy places the organism in Eukaryota, Metazoa, Arthropoda, Insecta, Hemiptera, Aphididae.
AUGGUAGGUGAGAUAAUAUCGGCAGCACAAAACGGUAUAAUACAUUCAGGUAUGAUAUCCACUAGAGAAUUAAGAAUGCAACUGCGGGACAUAUUAAUAAGUUUGCCCGGGCAGUUGAAAUUACCUUUUGAUGUAAAUUAUAUAUCACUCUACGAAUUAAGUAAGACGUCGAAACUGGCUAUAGUAUAUAUGAAUGGAACUCUCGUAUUCGAGUUAGUAAUUCCAUUACUAAACCCAGUGGAAUUAACACUAUACCACAUAAUACUAUUGCCGGUACGUAAAGAACAGCUAUAUAUGCAUCUCACACCCGAAUUCGAAUACAUGGCCAUUUCAAAAACACACGAGUACUAUUUAACUAUUUCCGUAAACCAUUUAAUGAGCUGUAAAGAAUUAAUAAGCAUGACACUAUGUCCUGAAACACAACCCCUCAGGUUAGGAACAGCAGGUUUACCAUGUGAAAUUGAAUUAUUCAUGAAGCCAACGAUAAUUCCGAGAACCUGCGCAAUAAAAUAUUUAGAAUUAUCACGUAGCAUCUACCAUAAGUUGAAAAAUCAUAAUAAGUGGAUUUAUAUAAUAAACACGUUAGAUGAUGUAGCUGUCACCUGCGAUCAAUGGGAAAACGCUAAGAAUAUACAACUAAGGGGCGUAGGUAUAAUAACAUUAAGUGAACAAUGCAGGGCACAUACACCACAAGUAGUCUUAACACCUAACAGGCACUUGAAGUCCGUUCAGAAUACCGAUUUCAUUCCACCAGUGAACAUACCCACUAGUGUAAAAAUUCCAUUACUACCCAGUGCUAAACUCGACAGUUUACUUAUCCACCAAAAUCCAAUAGUCAAGCUGAACGAUAUUAGUGACUUUUCCAAAACCAUCGAGGAAUUGGAAAGCGCUGUCCAGGAGGAAAAAGAUAAAAGUAUAUUGAAAACAACCAGUGGUAUGCAUACAAAAAUAAUUAUAAUAUUAGGAAUAAUGAUAGUGUAUAGUCUAUAUAGUGCUUAUAAACACAAACAAAAAUACCGUAGUCAUAGAAUAGUAAUUCCUAGAGUAGACGUAACUACAUUAUAA